Molecule: messenger RNA, 5406 nt
Organism: Poecilia reticulata (guppy)
Lineage: Eukaryota; Metazoa; Chordata; Actinopteri; Cyprinodontiformes; Poeciliidae
Gene: wdr32
Product: WD repeat domain 32
Cellular component (GO): Cul4-RING E3 ubiquitin ligase complex
Molecular function (GO): protein binding
Source: RefSeq, a predicted model, not a curated record
GACGCUAAUCCCGGUCGUCUUGAUGGGCGGCGUAGAGGCGCUGCCAAAUCUGGCAGCAAAAUAGAUUUCCACCACCGCACCUCCACUGCUACAGUUAUCCGUCAAGGCACCUUAAGCGUGUAACGAACUCGACGUGAAUUUAUGCUCGGUAGCUGACUGUAUCCUGUCUGUUUCCUACGGCUGAGCUAGACGCUGACCCCACCGGAGACACGAGCCGCGGUGCGGACGGGCUGAAGCCGCCACAAUGAGCUCUGAACACCAGAGCGACAGCGAGGACGCCGACGAGUCGCAGGAUAGGCCCGGCAGCACCGGCAAGAAAGAAGACCCCGUUGGCAGACCGACACAGUCGGAGGUGGAAGAAGACGCCCCGCAGAGGGUCUGUGCUUCGCCGCCGGGGAGCAGCAGCGAGGACCAGCCGGAGGGAAGCGCUGGCUCCUCUCCACCCCGCCUGGAGGAUGAAGAGCGCCGCAGCUCACCAGGCGCCGCUCCGCAGGCGGGGAGCGGUGGGAGCACCAGUAGCGAAGGCUACAAGGGGAACAGCCUGUUUUCCUGGCUGCAGAGCAGGACUAUUAGACGGGGGCUGUUUGUAGACCCAGCCAGGGAUAACUUCAGGACAAUGACCAGCUUGUACUGCUCUAUGAACCCGGCUGUGGAGUCGGUCAAUCUGAGCUCUCAGACCCACGGAGCUGUAUUCAAUCUGGAGUACUCACCGGACGGGUCUGUGCUGACGGUGGCCUGUGAGCAGACAGAGGUCCUCCUGUUUGACCCCAUUUCAUCCAGGCACAUCAAGACCCUCACAGAGGCCCAUGAGGAUUGUGUCAACAACAUAAGGUUUUUGGACAAUCGCCUGUUUGCCACCUGCUCUGACGACACCACCAUUGCAUUAUGGGACCUUCGUAAGCUGAACUCCAAGGUCUGCUCGCUGCACGGCCACGCCAGCUGGGUGAAGAACAUCGAGUACGACACCAACACUCGCCUCCUGGUCACAUCCGGCUUUGACGGCAACGUCAUCACGUGGGACACCAACAGGUUUACGGAGGACGGCUGCCCGCACAAGAAGUUCUUCCACACUCGCUAUCUGAUGAGGAUGCGUCUGACUCCCGACUGUUCCAAGAUGCUCAUCUCGACUUCCUCAGGGUACCUACUCAUCCUCCAUGACCUGGACCUCACCCAGUCGCUGGAAGUGGGCAGCUACCGCAUGCUGCGAGCCCGACGGACCCCGCUCAGCUCAGACGGAGGCACAUCGGCGUCCAGAUCGACCGUGACGCCCCGUCAGGGACACGACUCCAAGCUUCAUCCUCACAGAGAAGGUCUGUCUCCACGGAACAGCCUGGAGGUUUUAACUCCUGAAAUCCCGGGGGAAAAGGACAGAGGGAACUGCAUCACAUCCCUGCAGCUGCAUCCCAAAGGCUGGGCCACGCUCAUCCGCUGCUCCAGCAACAUGGACGACCAGGAGUGGACCUGUGUGUAUGAGUUCCAGGAGGGGGCGCCCACGCGGCCGCUGGUGUCUCCCCGCUGCUCUCUGCGCCUCACCCACUACAUCGAGGAGGCCAACGUGGGCCGGGGCUACAUCAAGGAGCUGUGCUUCAGCCCCGACGGACGGCUCAUCUGCUCCCCGUACGGCUACGGCGUCCGCCUGCUGGCCUUCGACGAGCGCUGCAGCGAGCUGGCCGACAGCCUGCCCGUCCAGACCAGCUGCCUCCGGGAGAUCCGCUCCAUCUACUCGCACAGCGACGUGGUGCUCACCACCAAGUUCUCCCCAACGCACUGCCAGCUGGCCUCGGGGUGCCUGAGCGGACGCGUGGCGCUUUAUCAGCCCAAGUUUUAGCAUCCGGCGUUGUUUUAAAAAAAGGAAAAAAAAAGUUUUUUUUUUUUAGUUUUUUUUUUUUUUUUUUUACCCGAUCACUGCAGACCUGGGGAAACGCAUACCAGUCUAAACCGCUGUAUCGAAAGGGGUGGAAAUGCAUCAUGGAGGUGUUUUACAGAUAGUUACUUUUUGCACAUUUGUGCACAGGAUUUGCUGAAGCUAACCAGAGAUGCACUGAUCUGAGUUCUAUUGCCAAUCUCUAAUUUCUUCUAUUUGUACAGCUUUAACCUGCCGAUGCCGACUUUAGUCUAUUCCAGUUUCUGUUUGAAAACUAAUAUAUAGUGUAAGAACAUACAAGAACAGAAUUCAGGAUAUGUUUCUUCCUUGUUUACUUCCCUUAAGCUGCUAUUAUUUAUUUAUAUUAGGAGCAGAAACUAUGUUUUGAAAUAGCAUAACCAUAUAUUACAGCUACUUCUCUUUUACAAAACUAAAAUUCUGGAGUUCAUAUUUUAAAUGACCUCUGGCAUUUUAUAGAAGUGAUUUGCAUUACUAAACAGAAGCUGUAUUCUGUUCAGCCUUCCUGUUGUCUGUGAAAGUCUUGCUCUCUCUUGCUUUGAGGCAGCCUUUAUGAACUUCAGACAUAUAUUGUACUUAGUUCCCUUUCUUACACCUCUUUGCUUCUUCCAUCUUAAUUUUAAGCGCCUCACUGAUUCUGAAACUAGCUAACUUUGAGUCUUCACUCAGUAAUAGCAUACACUCUGAAGAGUAUUUUGUGCAAUCGGGUAGCACUUCCGUAUGGUGCAUUCACUGACUCGAAAAAGGUUGGAUUUUAACGCGUCCUCCAUUGGCCAAAAAAAAUCGUCCAGCAGAUUCCUUGAUGCAUCUCUACAUUUAGCUUAAGAACAUAGUCUGACUACGUGACAACCCAGGUCUGCAGCUGUUAAACGUGUCGACUUCGUUUAGGUGCUAGCCGUCAAACAGUUUGAUGGCCAUUAACUGGCGUAAAGAAAUGACAGACUGAAGCUCUGGGCUAAUUGCCAGGUUGCAGCAGAGGAUGGACACUUUGAGCCCUGAAUUUAAAGACAUGACAGAAAAGCAAGCUCAAAAUUGAAAUACAAAGAAAUUGCAUUUUUGUUUUUGCGGACGAAACUUUCUGAGCAGAAGAUGAAUGCAAUUCUUGAUGCAACUUGACAUCAGGCAACGGCAAACUGUUGGUCGUUUGUGGCUCCUUUAGUUGCCGAGUUGCUUUUGGCCUCUUUAAUAGUAAUUUUUCUUCUUCUUUUGAGAUUUGGCACAUCCAUACGCUGCCGUCUCAGGAGGACAACACUAACGGUGCAAAAAAAGUCAAGUAUUGGUGAACCCGGGAGACGAACAGACUUUCGUGUACGCUGUCUGUCACGUAAACUCGGCAUCCCGCGCUGCGCCUGGUGCCGCUCUCUGCUGCUUCACUCAUGCCUUCGCCACAGGUGCUGCUUCUGUGCUCAUACAAUCUGAACUUCAAGGACCUACCCUCCUUUACCUGCCUGCUGCUUGAUUUUGUUCCCAACAUCUUAUCUCUUUCCUCUGUCCAGAACCUCUGUCGUUUCUAAGAGUUUUACUUGGUGUGUUAAUGUUGGCACUAAUUGUUGCACAGCGUUUGAUUUGAUAAUCACUUUAGAGUUGUUGCUCUGUAAUCACCUCUUUACUUUCCCCAAGGCUCAUGCUUUUAUCUUAAGUCUUUAGAUUGAAACAUCCGGCCACCUGGAAAAAUUAGCAGUAGCAAAAAGGCGGUGAAUAUUUCUGCAUCAUUGCAAUUUAAAGAUGCAUAGUUUUACCCUCCUGUGGAUUUAGCGCUGUGCUCUGCAGGAGCAAGGCGGAUGUCAAGUUUGACGGGGGUUCUCCCAUCACUGUUGGUUCCCGAAACCACGUGCACACACACACAAAAAAAAAAUCGGAAAAGAGCACGCAAGGUCAGCGUGACCAGGAUGGACCAUGCACAGGGUAAAAAGCUGGCGGGGUCCCAAUGACUCCAUCUCUUACGAUCGCAGGAGGUUUAAGAACUACUUUUUAUUUUUAACAGUAAACAGAAUUUUUCCUAAAUACUUUUAGGCUACUUCACAUGAGUUAAAAUGUUCCUAGAAGUUUCUAGAAGUUAAUUGUUUUUAUUAACAACUAUUCAAGUAGUAUAAAAUAGCACAACAGAUGCUUACAAACAUUUAUUACAAACCUUAAACCAAAUUACAUAUAAAAAUCUUGAGAAAAGUUUAGAAAAAAUAACCCAUGUCUAGAAAUAUUUCCUACUACUCACUGAGUGUGUGGGCCAGAUAAAUGUUGAUCUUCUAGAAAUAUUAGCCUAUCAGCUAGCAGUUAAAAGAAAUGGACUUCUGUCUUACAUCGUGUUUAUACCCCAAGCAAACAGGAAAUCUUAAAAUAAUUGAAUAAUUGAAUGACUUGUUUUACCUGCCUAAAACAUAUAAAGGUGUUUUACCCAUCAUGGGUGAAACAUGGUGGGUAAAUAUCACAACCUGAUAUCCAAACUAUCAUUUUCUGAUGGUUUAUAUUAGUAGCUGAAUAAACUAUCAGGUUUACUCAUAAUAAACAGUCGGAUUGAGUUUGCUUUAAGUGUUCAUUAAUGUCCUUUUACCGCCACCUGUUGGGAACAGCCACACACUGCAGCCAUUUUAUUUUUGGUAGUAAAACACUGUUAUCGCACUGAAAGACUCCAGGACACAUUAGAAGUUAGCUUACGUAAAACUAUUGCUAUGCACAUCAGCCUUUCUGGUGAUUCUCCUUUAUUAUUUCUGCUCUAUGCUGAGCUGUCAGUUGCCAAAAUAUGAUUUAUGAUGGAUGAAAGUGAGCUGAGAACUUCUGCUGGUAUAGAUUAAAGAAAAGCUAUUUAGAUUUACUUUUCUUUUUUUUUUUUUUUUGUAAAUGUACUUUUCUCUGCCCUCUGAAGAGGGCGCUGUUGCACUCCCAUUUAUUCCGAUUUUAAAAUUACAGAAAAAAUGUGUGAUUACAACUAGUUGAUUUCAAGAAACAAGGGAUUAAAAAUCUGUGUUUAAUUAUUAUAACAUCAGAGUUGGGAGGGAAAUGCGACUGAAGCCGUUUUGACCUGAAUUUGACUCUGAGGUAAAGGUUUAAAAACAACACAAAUUAGAUUUUCAAGUUUCCAGCUCCAAGUUUUCUCCCGUUAGCAUCACGCCAGCACCUCGGUUAGCCGCUUUCGUAACCUGCAGUUUGCCUUCAGCUCGGUCAGUCGUUCGGUUCGUCUAAACACAGACGUAAACAUUUCGUAGCCACAUGAAUGGUGUCUCGACUGAUAUGAGUGUGAAGGGAUUCUGUGUUUCCUCCGCUGCUUUUACUUCAGGUACACUCACGAGCUCUUUGAAGUGUCUUAUCUAUUUUCACUCUGUAUUUCUACGCAGAAAAACAGAAAAAAAAACUGGGUUUAUCAUGGUUUGUGUGUUAUUUUUGAUUGUUGUUUUGGAUUUUAACUUGUAUCUAGCCAUGAGUUUCAUGAAUGUCCACACUAUUACCUUUUUUUUUUUCUUUUUUCAUGUGUGCACCAGUAAGUGAUGAAGGAUGGGUAGAUGAAAAUAAAACAUGGUGAAAUGCUUAAA